UCUGCUUUGUAUAAGCACUAACAAAGGCGGAGAGAGAAGACAUUCCACUGCAUCGACAGAGGCAGCGGCGGCUGGUCCCUGAUGGAGUGGGGCGACGAGUGGCUCGCGCCGGACAAGCUGCAGCACGUCCUCGCCUGCCUCCUCAUCGCCCUCGCCGCCGCCGCGCUCGCCGGACGGAGCUCCCGCCCCUUCCUCCGCCGCCGCGCGCUGGCCCUCGGCUGCGCCGCCUCGCUCGCCGUCGGCGCCGCCAAGGAGGCCGCCGACGAGACCCGCCUCUUCGGGUCCUCCGGCGCCUCGCUCAGGGACGCCGCGGCCGACCUCCUCGGCGUCGCCCUCGCCGCGGGCCUCUUCUCCCUCGCCCGCCGCCUCCGCCGUCAACGGCGCCGGGAGAAGGCCGACGAUACGGACGGCAGCAUCUCCAUGGUCUGA
Molecule: messenger RNA, 429 nt
Organism: Triticum aestivum (bread wheat)
Lineage: Eukaryota; Viridiplantae; Streptophyta; Magnoliopsida; Poales; Poaceae
Exons: 1
Coding region: 82-429 (115 amino acids)
Source: RefSeq, a predicted model, not a curated record